Paramecium tetraurelia is the source of this 2191-nucleotide messenger RNA. RefSeq lists its product as uncharacterized. Gene Ontology annotation, molecular function: GTPase activity; microtubule binding; GTP binding. NCBI's taxonomy places the organism in Eukaryota, Ciliophora, Oligohymenophorea, Peniculida, Parameciidae. The record is from RefSeq and is a predicted model, not a curated record. Gene Ontology annotation, cellular component: membrane; microtubule; cytoplasm. The transcript has 2 exons.
AUGGAAAAAUUAAUACCAUUCAUUAAUGAUCUGCACGAUAUCCUGAGUUAAGCAGGAUUGAGCAGCGAAUUGAAUUUGCCUUCAAUAGUUGUUAUUGGGUCUUAAUCAGUUGGAAAGUCCUCUCUUCUUGAAAGUAUUGUUGGCAGAGAGUUUUUGCCAAGGGGUAAGGGGAUUGUGACAAGAAGACCGAUCGAGAUUCAAUUGCAUUAGGUUUUGGAUGCGGAGCUGGGAUGGUUUGAAUUUAUGGAUAAGAAAGGAGAGAAGAUAUUCGAAUCAGAAGAUAUACGGAAAUUAAUAGAGUCAGAGACGGAUAAGGUGGCAGGGAAGAAUAAGGGGAUAUCGCCUGCGCCAAUUAAAGUGAAAUAUUUUUCAAAAGACAUCCUUGAUCUCUAACUAAUUGAUUUGCCAGGAAUAACAAAGAAUCCAGUUGGGGAUCAACCACUGGAUAUAGAAUAGAAGGUUCUGGACAUUGUGAUGCCGUUUAUCAACAAUUAAAAUAGUCUGAUAUUGGCAGUGUCCAAAGCAUCUGAUGAUUUAGCAACGUCAGAUGGGUUGAAAUUGGCGAGAAGUGUUGAUCCCAAUGGUGUAAGAACUAUAGGAGUGAUAACUUAAUUGGAUCUAAUGGAUGAAGGGUCUGAUGCUUUAAAUGAUCUGCUUAAUCAAACGUAUCCAUUGUAGUUGGGAUACGUGGGGGUAAUAAUGAGAGGGCAGAAGGAUAUCCAGAAGAACAAGACCAUUUUUGAGCAGCUAAAAGACGAAAAGGCAUUUUUUGAGAAUCACAAGUUGUACAAAAAGUAUUCUGAAAAGAUGGGUGUUAAUUUCUUGGUGAAGACUCUGAACAUGAAUUUUAUUCAACAUAUCAAGAAGGCUUUACCAAUUAUCAGAGAAACCAUUAUAAGUUUAGUGUAAAUAAAGGAAUUCGAUCUCAAGUAGUAUGGAGACUAUGACAAUUUGGAGACUAAGGAGAAUAAGAACUUGCUUGUUUUGACUUUAAUAUCAAAAUUUUCCAGUUCUUAUAAGGACAUGCUGGAAGGGAGAUGUUUGGAUAUCACAAGUAAGGAAUUGAUUGGUGGAUCUAGAAUAAUUUAUGUAUUCAAUGAAACUUUCAGGAGAACCAUAUAGAGAAUGAAUCCAUUUGAUGUUUUAAGUGAUGACGAGAUAAGAACAGCAAUCAAGAAUGCAAAUGGAAUUAGGCCAACUUUAUUUGUUCCUGAAGGAGCAUUUGAAUUAUUAGUAAGAUAGCAGAUUUCAAGAUUGAGAAUGCCUUCAAUUGAAUGUUCUCAUAUCGUAUUUGAGGAGUUGAGGAGAGUGAUAAACUAGAUUUCGAUUCCAGAGAUAGAGAGAUUUGAUACUCUGGCUAAUAGAAUUUCGGAAGUAAUUGAAAAUCUUUUAAACAGAUGUUUGAGAUAGACUGAGGAAAUAAUAUCCAGUUUGAUUGAUAUUGAAUUGGGGUACAUAAAUACAAGUCAUCCAGAUUUUGUAUCUGGGAUGGACAUGGUGCAUAAGGAUGAACAAAGAUAAUAAUAAUAAAUGUAAUAAUAAUAGAAGGAAAAGUCUCCUCUGUAGAGUGAGAAUGAGUCCAAUAGGUUCUUCAAUUUCUGGCCAUUCAAAAAUAACAAGCAGACUGAGUUAUAUGAUAGCAAAUUGGACAAUUUGAAUAAGAAGAGGAAAUCCAACAUCAUCAAUCAGAAGCAGCAAAAGUUAUAAUAGGUAGAGGAGAGUCAGAUCCUGUAGCAGCAAUCGGUGAUCAAUAAGAUCGUGUCUGUGAAUCAGCAGUAUUUUGUGAAUGACCCAAAAAGACAGUUGCCUCAGGUUCCAAAUACGAUCAAGAUCACCGACAGACCGUCGAAGAGAGAGCAGACAGAGAUGGACAUGAUUAAGGAUUUGUUGGUUUCGUACUUCAAUUUGGUGAAGAAGAACAUUUGCGAUUCAGUUCCGAAGACUAUCAUCACGUUUUUGGUGAAUCAAUCGAGGAACUUUUGUGAAAGGGAAUUGAUUGGGAUGUUGUACAAGCAGGAAUUGGUGGAUGAAUUGUUGUAGGAGAAUCAAUUCAUACAGAAAUCACGAGCGGAGACAAAGUAAUCUUUGAUUAGCUUGAGGACUUGUUUGAAUUUGUUGAAUGAUUUGGAUUCUAAAUUCUGAGAUAAUUUAAUAAUAAAAUUAAUUGAAAUUCGUUAAAAAACACAUAUUA